This is a messenger RNA of Trichoplusia ni (cabbage looper), 2335 nucleotides long. Its product is annotated as solute carrier family 25 member 35-like. The transcript has 5 exons. Lineage: Eukaryota; Metazoa; Arthropoda; Insecta; Lepidoptera; Noctuidae. The record is from RefSeq and is a predicted model, not a curated record. The coding region runs from base 422 to 1381 and encodes 319 amino acids.
AAAUUUGCACAAAAAAAAUACCAAUUUGUGAUAAAAUUGUUGAUAACGUGUGACGUAGGGUUAAAAGGGGAGUUAAUUCACUGUUAUUACAUCACAGACCGCUCAUACCGCUACUUUAACCUACACGUGACGCGAUAUACUUAAUAGGUAAUUGGUGGAGUCAAAAUCUUAGAACAAAUUCCAAUCUUAUGAAUGAAAAGUAUAUUAAACUGUUGACUCGUAACGUUCGUGAGACAAACGUUUAUACUUGCGCUGCUUUUUAUUGAGUAUAAAUCAAAUCUAAUAUUUUAUUUACGUGUUUUAUGUGCAUGUGAAGAAACUCGAAGAUUUUAAGUCUGUCAAACAGUGAUUUGUGAGUGUUUGUGUGCUUACCAUACCAUAGUUACCUACUGUGUGUUGUGUAAAUUUCAAGACUCUCAAGAUGGCCAAACCAGAGGCAAAGGUCAUAAAACCAAAGCACACAAUAGACCGUGACAUCACGGACCUGCUGAUGGGCGGGUUCUCGGCCAUGUUCGCCUCUAUAUUCACGAAUCCCAUCGAAGUGGUGAAGACCAGGCUCCAGCUGCAGGGCGAGCUGAAGAAGAGAGGCCAACACGCCGUGUUCUAUAGAGGCGUGGGCCACGGGCUGUACGUUGUGGCCAAGAACGAGGGGAUCGUAGCACUGCAGAAUGGGCUGCCCGCCAUGCUUGGCUUCCAAUUCUUUUUAAAUGUUUUCAGAUUAGGCUCUUUCCGUAUGGCAGAACGCCGCGGUCUACUAAAAGACUCGGCAGGAUCGGUUUCUCUCGUCCGAGGCGCUCUAGUGGCCGGGGUCGGCGGGGCCAUGGGCUCCAUAGCGGGCACUCCGUUCUACUUGGUGAAGACCAGGCUUCAGUCUCAAGCCGCCCGCGCCAUCGCAGUGGGCCACCAGCACAAGCAUACGGGCACUUGGAACGCGCUCACAGAUAUAUUCAGAAGGGAAGGUGUUAAAGGCAUGUUCCGCGGUGUCGGCCCCCAAAUCCCUCGCGGCAUGACCGGCAGCGCCUCUCAGAUCCUGAGCUUCACAUACGCUAAGGACUGGCUGCGGGCUAACGGCUGGUUCCUGCAGAUGCCUCUGAUGAUGUCCUUCUUUGGCGCCAAUCUCGGCGGACUCAUCAUGACCCUGUGUUUGAACCCUUUCGAUGUAAUUGCCACUAGGCUGAGCAACCAACCUGUUGAUGAAAAGAACAAAGGAAAACUCUACAAAGGCAUGGUAGACUGUGCAAUAAAAAUGAUGCGGUCUGAAGGACCGCUGUCCUUCUACAAGGGCGUUGUGGCCAACUACCUUAGGCUGGGACCACAUACAGUGAUCCUACUCGUGGCCUGGGACCAACUCAAGAUCAUCGAGGAAUACCUCAGGGGUUGAGCAAGUUCAUUCACAUUUAGGAGUUGAAGAGUGCGCAGCCAGUCGGUGUGUGUUGUGACGUGUUCACAUGCCAUUUAUAAUGAAUAGCUUAAAAUAGACAAUUUCCUUCAUCGCUAUACCAAUGAUGCCUUAUUGUUAAUUAACUGAUGUAAUAUGGACAUUAGCGCUAAACUAAGUCGUGUGAGUCUGAAAUGUGGUUGUGCUUGUUCGUGUGCUCAAUUUGAUGGAAAAUAUAUACAAAUAAGAUUGCAUUUUUAUAAGCCCAUAACAAAUCAAUUUUCAAGUGAAUACUUAUCAUCAACCAAUGUAUUAUUUACUACGAGGAUUUGUUUUAAAGUUUCAGUAAAAAGAGCUUUUUCUAGUGUGGGUGAACCUUUACAACUAUAUAAAUAACAUAAUAAUCACGUAGCAAGUAGUCGGGCCACGGGAUGUUAUUAAAAUUAUAGUUGGGUUUAGUUACCAAAUUGUUUACGAGGGCUCCAUUCACAUCACUGCCAUGGAUUAAUAGAAUUAUAUUUAUAUCUAAAGAUAAUCUGUUAUAAAUCUUGACCCAUCAGUAAAGCUUGAAAAUUGAUUUUAAUUACAUUUAAGUAUAGAUUUGUAGGUUCUUAAAGAAUAAGAAUUAAUAUUAACUUAAUUAGGUCGCGAAAUUAAAACUAAAAUGGUAAAUAAAUUGUUAUGUCGACAUUAAUUUAGAAAUAAGGGACCAGAAAUAUUUGUCAUUCAAACUUUUUAUUAGCAUAUCACAUACUGGUGUUACAAGUAAGAAAAAAAUAGUAAAAAUAGCAACAGAAAAUCUAAAAAAUAUAACUUUCGACAGAAAUAUGUAUAUCUUGAUACAUGUUAAAGUGUCUGGGCUCGAAAAAUAAAUGAAAGUGGUGUAUUUGCUUAGUUUUUGCGGAGUUUGCUUGAUUUAUAUUGUUAAUUAUUUUAAAAUAUAUAUUUUACUGUUGG